This is a messenger RNA of Trypanosoma grayi, 807 nucleotides long. RefSeq lists its product as hypothetical. The coding region runs from base 1 to 807 and encodes 268 amino acids. The transcript has a single exon. NCBI's taxonomy places the organism in Eukaryota, Euglenozoa, Kinetoplastea, Trypanosomatida, Trypanosomatidae. The record is from RefSeq and is a predicted model, not a curated record.
AUGAGNGUCCCCGCCAGUGACGAGAGGGAUGCCAAGCUAAGGGCUCUCAUCCAUACGAUGUAUGAACGCGUCCCAAAAGAGAAGCGACUGACAGUGGAAGUGGUGCAGCAGCUGCUCCGCGCAAAGUAUGCAGAUGCCUUCCCCACUGAGUAUCUCGCUCAGCGCACGGAGUUCCUUACAAACCUCAUCAACUCGUUCUACACUGCCAGUGCCAGUGCCGUCAACGUUGCAGCUGGCAAAAAUAACACGAACAAAAAUGGUAACGAUGGUGAUGAUGAUGAUGAUGAUGGUGAGGAGGAGGAGGAAGAUGAUGAUGAUGAAGAAGAUGAUGAUGAGGGUGAGGAGGAGGAUGGGGCCGACGAGGGAACUAGCGAUGAGGAUGAGGAGGAUGAGGAAGAGGAUGACUCCAGCAGCAACAGCGCAGAGGGGCCUGACGGUGAGCCAGCAGAGAAGCGGCAGCGCAUAGAGGGUGACGACGAGGUUGCGCAUCGCUGCAGACAAAUGGUGGACUGCCUGCGCCGACUGAGUUACCGCGUGCGGCAGCAGGAAGAGGCAGAGUCGCCCGUCACGUACCUGCAGCAGUGCUUGGUGCCACUCUUCCACGAGAAGGGCCUCGACCCCGAGCGGUACGAAAAGGCCGACGUGAGACGCUACCUCCUCCAGAAGGAGCUGCAGCAGCUGCAGUCGGACGGCGCAGACGUGAGUCUUGAUCGUGCAGCGCGUGCCGGCCGCGGCGUCAACCACCUUUCGGCGACUAAAGACAGCACCAUCAACGUUAAAACGUCCAAGUUUCUUGAUGACGAGUAA